This is a messenger RNA of Camellia sinensis, 1999 nucleotides long. RefSeq names its product cytochrome P450 704C1. The record is from RefSeq and is a predicted model, not a curated record. Lineage: Eukaryota; Viridiplantae; Streptophyta; Magnoliopsida; Ericales; Theaceae. Gene Ontology annotation, molecular function: monooxygenase activity; iron ion binding; oxidoreductase activity, acting on paired donors, with incorporation or reduction of molecular oxygen.
UAGAACUCUAGAUCAUCACUGUUAGUAAUUUUUGGAACCGCUUUCCAUUUUUCAGUACAGAGCCAUUCAUUGACCGACACUACAAUCUUCCAUUACCAAGCUAUUGACUUCCAUGGAUUCUCUCUUUAGCUUCAUCUCUAUACCAGCCUUGCUUAUCUACCUUAUCCUCUCUUUUCUCUCUCUCCAAAUCCUUGCUAGAAAACUCCAUGGAAACAAGAAAAAGUACCCUCCAAUCAGUGGGACUGUAUUCAAUCAGCUAAUCAAUUUCAAGAGGCUCCAUCAUUACAUGACUGAUCUUGCCGCAAAGAACAAGACCUACAGGUUGAUUAGCCCUUUCAGGAAUGAGAUUUACACUUCUGACCCUGCAAAUGUUGAGUAUAUUCUCAAAACUAACUUUGAAAAUUAUGGCAAGGGGGGGUAUAAUUACUGCAUCUUAAGGGAUCUAUUAGGCGAUGGAAUUUUCACAGUCGAUGGAGACAAGUGGCGCCAACAGCGAAAAGUAUCAAGCCAUGAAUUCUCCACCAAGGUAUUGAGGGACUUCAGCAGCGUGGUCUUCCAGAAAAAUGUUGCAAAACUUGCCAAUCUCAUCUCUGAAGCUGCAACUUCCAACCAAAUAAUGGAUAUUCAAGAUCUGUUUAUGAAAUCAACCUUAGAUUCAAUAUUCAAAGUGGCCUUUGGAGUUGAACUGGACAGUAUGUGCGGAUCGAGUGAAGAAGGCGCCAAGUUUAGCAAUGCCUUUGAUGAUUCAAGUGCAAUGACUCUGUUGCGAUAUGUUGAUGUCUUUUGGAAGAUAAAGAAAGCUUUGAAUGUUGGAGCGCAAGCUGAGUUAAAGAAAAAUGUCAAAGUUAUCGAUGCUUUUGUGUACAAGCUAAUCCGUAGCAAGAUUGAGCAAAUGGACAAGUCACCCAAUGAUCCUUCUACAAAGAAAGAAGACAUCUUAUCAAGGUUUCUGCAAGUGAGUGAAACGGAUCCAAAGUACUUACGAGACAUAAUUCUUAAUUUCAUAAUUGCUGGCAAAGACACAACAGCGACCACUCUUUCGUGGUUCAUUUACAUGGUGUCCAAACAUCCGACCAUACAGGAAAAGGUUGCACAAGAAAUUAAAGAAGCAACCGGCAUCGAAGAGGUUACAAACUUUGCUGAGUUUGCAGCAAGUAUGCGCGAGGACGCUUUUGAAAAGAUGCAGUAUCUCCAUGCGGCUUUAACCGAGACUCUCAGACUCUACCCUGCAGUUCCGGUGGAUGCGAAGAUAUGCUUCUCAGACGAUACACUACCAGAUGGGUUCAGUGUGAGAAAAGGGGAUAUGGUGGCUUAUCAACCGUAUGCAAUGGGGAGGAUGAAAUUUUUAUGGGGUGACGAUGCAGAAGAGUUCAGACCAGAGAGAUGGCUUGAUGAGAAUGGUAUCUUCCGACAAGAAAGCCCUUUCAAAUUUACAGCAUUCCAGGCUGGGCCACGAAUUUGUCUGGGAAAGGAAUUCGCUUAUAGGCAGAUGAAAAUCUUCUCGGCUGUCCUGUUAGGCUGUUUCGUGUUCAAACUGAGCGAUGACACGAAAGCUGUUAAUUACAGGACGAUGAUUAAUCUUCACAUUGACAGGGGCCUCCAUGUCCGCGCCUUCCACAGAUUAGCUGUCUAGAACCUCACAUGUAGUUUUUGGCAGUGUUCUUUUUUCUUUUUGAAAUAAAUUUUGAGUUAUGUUUGGAUGAUGGAUUUGAAUAGACAUUUGAAAUAGUAAAGGAAAAGGCGAGGAAAAUGAAAAAAAAAAAAAAAUUGACUUAUAUUCUGUUCACAUUGCCCUCCCCUUUUCCUCGCUCUUUUUCAAUUCUCUAUUGAAAUUCAUUGUAAUUCAGUGUGCAGUAAUGUGAAAGUUGGCAAGUUGCCAAGCAAAUCCUAAAACAACGACAAGUCACUUGUUAGUUACAGGACAAUGACACUUAACAUGUGCUGUAAAAAUCUUGCUCAUUGUAUGUAUUAAUAUGUGGUGUUUGAAAGUUUGCAACCA